CUCAGUUACUUCCGUUUGCUUGAGCUAGCUGCGGGAACCUGCGAAUUCAGGACUGGUCUCCGCAAGUCCGACUCAGCGUAUUGUCUCCCGCCCACAGCAAGUGACGGACAUGACCUCCCCGCAGGCCCCGGAGGAUGGGCAGGGAGGUGGCGAUCCCCCCAGGGACCUCCGCAGCGUCCUGGUCACUAGCGUGCUCAACCUCGAGCAGCUGGACGGAGAUCUCUUCAGAGGAAGGCAUUACUGGGUACCCACAACCAAGCGGCUGUUUGGGGGCCAGAUCAUGGGCCAGGCCCUGGUGGCUGCAGCCAAGUCUGUGAGUGAAGACGUUCACGUGCAUUCCCUGCACUGCUAUUUUGUGCGGGCAGGGGACCCGAAGGUGCCCGUUUUGUACCACGUCGAGCGGACGCGCACAGGUGCCAGCUUCUCGGUGCGCUCCGUGAAGGCCGUGCAGCACGGCCGGCCCAUCUUCACCUGCCAGGCCUCCUUCCAGCUGGUGCAGCCCAGCCCCAUACAGCACCAGUUCUGCAUGCCCGCGGUGCCCCCGCCGGAGGAGCUGCUGGACUACGAGACCCUCAUUGACCAGUACCUAAGGGACCCUAACCUGCAAGCGAAGUACCGCGUUGGCCUGAACCGGAUUGCCGCCCAGGACGUACCCAUUGAGAUCAAGCCGGUAACCCUGCCCACCCUGAGCCAGCUGCAGAACGCAGAGCCCAAGCGGAUGUUCUGGGUGCGAGCCCGGGGCUACAUUGGGGAGGGCGACUUCAAGAUGCACUGCUGCGUGGCCGCCUACAUCUCGGACUAUGCCUUCCUGGGCACGGCCCUGCUGCCGUACCAGGGGCACUGCAAGGUGCACCUCAUGGCCUCCUUGGACCACUCCAUGUGGUUCCACGCCCCCUUCCGAGCGGACCACUGGAUGCUCUAUGAGUGCGAGAGCCCCUGGGCUGGCUCUUCUGGAAAAGGGGACGCGCAGCCCCACCUCACGCGGCGGCUGUGGGGACCAAGCGAGCUGCACUGCGUGCAAGGGGAGCCGGCAGCUCCGGUCAUAGACACCAAACGAGACCAAGGAUGGCAAAGGAGAAUCGGUGGCUCCCGGGGGCUGGUCCGUGGGCAGCUGUGGCGUCGGGACGGGGUCCUGGCCGUGUCCUGUGCCCAGGAGGGCGUGAUCCGAGUGAAGCCCCAGGUCUCAGGGAGCAAGCUGUAGCCAGAGGUUCCAGCUGGGCCUGGAGCUUCAAGGACCUCCCUUCUCUUCCCGCCUCCCCCACUCCUGACGCAGGAGUCACAGCUGGAGGCUGGGCCUUCUGUCCCUCACAGCCAAUAAAGAGACUGGUAACACUGGA
Molecule: messenger RNA, 1337 nt
Organism: Phyllostomus hastatus (greater spear-nosed bat)
Lineage: Eukaryota; Metazoa; Chordata; Mammalia; Chiroptera; Phyllostomidae
Gene: ACOT8
Product: acyl-CoA thioesterase 8
Exons: 7
Coding region: 110-1201 (363 amino acids)
Biological process (GO): fatty acid catabolic process; acyl-CoA metabolic process
Cellular component (GO): peroxisomal matrix
Molecular function (GO): fatty acyl-CoA hydrolase activity
Source: RefSeq, a predicted model, not a curated record